Glarea lozoyensis ATCC 20868 is the source of this 648-nucleotide messenger RNA. RefSeq lists its product as uncharacterized. Gene Ontology annotation, molecular function: protein heterodimerization activity. NCBI's taxonomy places the organism in Eukaryota, Fungi, Ascomycota, Leotiomycetes, Helotiales, Helotiaceae. The record is from RefSeq and is a predicted model, not a curated record. Bases 1 to 648 code for a protein of 215 amino acids. The transcript has 2 exons.
AUGACCACUCCACAAACCCUCCACCACGCGUUAUUGCGGCCUUGUGUACUUCAUAUUCUUCGCGCAGCUGGAUUUCACAGUACGCGACCGUCAGUCGUGGAUGCGCUCACCGAUAUUGCCGCGAGAUUCAUGGUUACCAUCGCACAGUCAACGAUGGCUCAUGCUUCGACAAGUCAUUCCGACCAGCCCGAACUGGCCAUGGAGGUUGGAAUUCAAGAUGUGAGAAUGGCCAUGGAAGCAUGUGGUGUGCUGUAUCCAGAGGAAACAUUCAUGGAUCAAGAGUUUACGGGCGUGGAAGAUACCCGGGGGGUGGAUGAGUUUGUUGCAUGGGCUACGGGUCCAAGUAGUAAGGAAAUUAGGAGAAUUGCGUUUGAAGGGGGAGAUGGUUCCAAGGAUGAUUACUUGACGGUUCUUAAGAAGAAGCAUAGUACAACAGACGAAGACUCGAGAUAUACAGGUACGAUAUUAGGGAAACCUGCAGAGCCACGCACGAUACGCAUUGAGGGAGGGGAAUAUACCAGUCUAGAGGAGUUUAGAGAAAAUCUACAGAAAGAAUCAAUGGUCACGUCCUUGAUAUCCUCGAGACGACAAUCUUCGGUAUUGAGUUCAUUAGGAGACGAAAUAAUGGAGGAGAUGGAUUUUUCAUAG